GGUCUUCAACAUCAAUUCGGAGUUUGGCCGACCGACCUGUCGACCCUUAAACGUUUCUAGAAAUCAACGAAAUAGGAAUUUAGAGUACAAACUUUAAUAUCGAAUCUUCUCUCGUUUCUUUCUUUUUUUUAACAUCUUCGCAAGAAAUAAAGUGACAUAUUAGUAAAUAACAGUUAUUGCAACAGUUCGAGGCGAAUGGACGCAGCGUACGGAAUAUAAAAUAAAAUACGAAUUGAUAUCAAAACCAUCACCGAACUGACACGUGUCGAGAGACUCGAACGUGAAUCGAGUCGAAUCGAGCCGAAUCGAACCGCCAUUUCUAGCGAAUUAUAUAUGUGUCUGGAGUGAUUUGACAUAUUACACUCAUCCAAUACAGAAAAGGGACCGAGAAUAAAACCGAGAUAUGAAUAACACGAUAUUCCUUCGAUACAAGAGAGAACAUCACUUAAAGUUCGAUCAGCGAAUAAUUAGCAACGUAGUGACUUUACUGAAGUGUGUUGCUCGAACGGCAUUUGUGAUAUUGAACAAUGUUUAUUGUAUACCUACAUACGUAGUAUGGAUGAUGUUAUUGUUUCCCGUAAAAGUAUAUCAACCUCAAGUGUAUUGGCGAAUCGAGGGCCUAUUUUUCCACUGGUUGUUGGCGAUGGUAUCCAUGUGGACUUGGUCUGCAGGUUACGACAUAAUAGAACAAGGCGAUGACAUACAGCAGAUUAUAAGUGAAAAAACAUUAGUUAUAGCAAAUCACCAGAGUACUGGUGAUGUUCCUAUAUUAAUGACAACAUUUAAUGCCAAACCAAAUGUUUUACCCAAUUUAAUGUGGAUAAUGGAUAGAGUGUUCAAAUUUACUAAUUUUGGAAUAGUUUCAAUACUACAUCAAGAUUUCUUUAUCGUAUCAGGCCGUAAACGAAGGGAAGAAAGUUUAAAAAAAUUAGAGAAACAUCUUCAAGAUUCCUACAUACCGCGGGAUAGAAAAUGGAUGGUACUCUUUCCGGAAGGAGGCUUUCUGUGCAAGAGACGAGAAACUUCGCAAAAAUACGCCAAGAAAAAUAAUUUACCUAUUCUUGAGAAUGUAACUUUGCCAAGGGUAGGUGCUAUGCAGACGAUAUUCGAUACUCUUGGACCAGCAUCGAGUAGAGAUGUGCAGGAUCAACAAUUAAACAGUCGACCAAAUAUGAUAGUAGCUAAGCCAGAAAUUAGUUGGAUUCUUGAUAUAACGAUAGCGUAUCCUCAAGGUAAGCCGCUUGACUUACCUACUAUUAUAACUGGUUCGAGAUCUCCGUGCGAGACGGUAUUAUUCUAUCGACUUUUUCCUAGCUCAGUGGUUCCACGCGAACCAGAACAAUUAUCCAAAUGGUUGUAUGACAGAUGGGUAGAAAAAGAAGCGCUCUUGGAGCAUUUUUAUAAACAUGGAACGUUUCUUGGUACAAAAGGAUCAGAUAGAGGUGGUUCCAAAGUACAUCAGGAUCCACUGAGAUUCCUAGUCCUUCAUUUAUUCUUCAUAACGUCUAGUUAUAUACAUUAUAGUAUGCUUGCGUACGUGCUAUCUUGCUUUUGGUGAGAUAUUUUAUACAUCGUGUACGAUGAUCAAUAUUUAUAGAAAGAAAUCACACACAGAGUAACGAAGUAAGAUAUCCUUGCCUUAAACAAACACUAAUAUCUACGAGAACAAUUCUAAUGAAUAUGUGCGAAUUAUAUCAAACUUAGCAAGCAAAACUAUCAUAAAAAUCGUUGAUUGUGUUAAUUAUUAGAUAUAUUCUUAUUUAAUAUAAUAAUUUAUAUUAAAUAAUACAAUAGAAAGCUAUUAAGUAUUUGCAAUCUAUAUGUUCUAUAGAUUAAAUGUUAGCACAUGUUUUAAAUUUGGUAUCUAAAUAUUGAUACACUUUGCAUUUAGUAGAAAAUAAAUAUUAAUCAAUAAAUAACUCAUCUCAAUAAUUUUUGUGAUUACAUAUCUUUACACACAAAAUUAUUUUAUUACUACAUAAAAUUAUAUAAGCCUAAUUUAAAAAAAUUUUAAGUUGCAAAAUUGCUUUUAUAAAUUACUAUACAAUUGCGUUUUCAAAGUUAAUUAUGCAACACUCUUAGAAUAAAAUCAUUGAUGACGCACGCGCCGCGCAUGCGUGAUUGUAAAUUUAUAAUUUUUAUUUGAAAUAUAUAUAUGUAUAUAAUUUAAGUAAAGGCUAUAAAUCUAUAAAUCAGCAUCUAUGAUUCCAAUUUUAUAUAUAUAGGAUGAGAUACAAAAAUAUUGUAAAUUUAGAUAAUACGUACAUACAUACAUGUAUGUGUGUGUGUAUAUGAAAAUAUGAGAACGCUUGCUCUAUAAUAUCAAAUAGUAUGUAAUCUCUUUUAUAGAAUAUAUUCUAAUACUUCUUGCUUCAAAUUCUUGCAAAGAUAUAAGCAUAAUACUUGAAUUGUUUAUCGAUAUCAGAGGCAACUUCACGAUUAAUUCGCACAUUUUAUCUGCAUAAUAAAUAUAUCCGAUUUUAUAGACAGUCAAGAGUUUAGGUAUGUGAUGAUGUACAUUAAUUUUUACUAUUUUCACUUACGAUGUAUGCAUAUAUUCGCGCAUUUAUUCGCACAUAUAUCUGGAAUCUGGCAGCAUAAUAAAAAAUUACAAUACAUAGCAUUGCAUGUAUGUUUUAUAAUGUAAUCUGAUUACAGAUUAAUAUAAGCGUUCGAUAUGAAAUAAAA
This is a messenger RNA of Nylanderia fulva, 2688 nucleotides long. RefSeq names its product acyl-CoA:lysophosphatidylglycerol acyltransferase 1. Gene Ontology annotation, biological process: phosphatidylinositol acyl-chain remodeling. Gene Ontology annotation, cellular component: endomembrane system; endoplasmic reticulum. Gene Ontology annotation, molecular function: acyltransferase activity. NCBI's taxonomy places the organism in Eukaryota, Metazoa, Arthropoda, Insecta, Hymenoptera, Formicidae. The record is from RefSeq and is a predicted model, not a curated record.